This is a messenger RNA of Nanorana parkeri, 876 nucleotides long. RefSeq lists its product as uncharacterized. The transcript has 9 exons. Bases 1 to 876 code for a protein of 291 amino acids. The record is from RefSeq and is a predicted model, not a curated record. NCBI's taxonomy places the organism in Eukaryota, Metazoa, Chordata, Amphibia, Anura, Dicroglossidae.
AUGGCUCAUACUGAGAUUAUCGAUUUGAUCCAAUUAUCACCCCCAUCUUCCCUCUUCACCAUCCCCUCCCCCAAUGGACUGAUCAUGUGGCCCUGCAGACGGAUGAUCACCUCCCUGCACCAGGCCAUCGGACGUCUGGAACGAGACCGCGACCUCCAUCUGCAGAGGAUACAGAACCUGGAAGAGGAGGUGCGCCGGUCGGCUGCUGUGCGGGGAGAGGUGACGGAGUCCCUGCUGGAGAGAAAGGUGGAGGGGCUGAGACAGGAGAUGUCGUGUGAACUGCGCCACCUGCAGGACAGAGUGAGGGAGGCGCCCCAGGUCUCCAGCCCCCCCCUGCGAUCCACAAGCAGCAUCCUACAGGAAGUCAAUGAGAAUAAACGGUUGCUAUGGAAAGAAUAUGAAAGUUUGCGCAGAGACAGCGACUAUCUCCACCAGAGAUUACGGCGGCAAGAGGACGACUUACUGCGGCAACUUUCAGAAGGACAGGAGCUGAAGAGAGCGCAAGAAAGGAACGCCUGUGCUCUGGAAGGAUUACUGAGCAGCCAUCAGAUGCAGACGCAGGACCUGAGCAGGACGCGGUCGGACGCACAGAACGUACAGAGGGAUCUGCUGCUGAUCAGGUCGGCGAUCGGAGAUCUGAAGGAAGAGGUGAGAGUCCUGGAGGGAAAGGUCUCGGUCAGACCCGCCAGGGCCGAGCGAGAUGGACGGCCCAGAUCUGCCAGGAAGCCGGCCAGCAAAUCGCCAUCGCUGUCCUCGCUGGAAGACGCCCAAUCACAGCUCAGCCUGGCUGACAUCAGCUCUGAGGACACGUCGUACAGUCUUGGCGUUCCCACAAUCUCAAGAGGUACCGGCUCAGCCCUAUCGGUGUAUGAGUGA